Molecule: messenger RNA, 3140 nt
Organism: Actinia tenebrosa (Australian red waratah sea anemone)
Lineage: Eukaryota; Metazoa; Cnidaria; Anthozoa; Actiniaria; Actiniidae
Biological process (GO): regulation of transcription by RNA polymerase II; immune system process
Cellular component (GO): nucleus
Molecular function (GO): RNA polymerase II cis-regulatory region sequence-specific DNA binding; protein binding; DNA-binding transcription factor activity, RNA polymerase II-specific
Source: RefSeq, a predicted model, not a curated record
ACGACAUAUUUUCUUCCAUCUGCUUUGCAUUUGUUUUGAACUUUGAAACAUUAGAAGCCAGCAAAAUUCCUUUGCAUUGAGCUAUGAAUUGUUUAUGCAAAGCAUUCAGCCGUACAGCGUGCAAGCCAAUAGAAAAACAGCGCAUCGUCCAGUAAUAUCUCAGCAUUUAGUUGUACCUCUUCAUUCCAACCAAAGGCAGUGUGUCGAACGGUUGUUUUCCCCAAAAWAAUUUCUUCACUCUGCGUUCUUGUUGGUGAAGGACAACUGAAAAGCCCCAGCUUAAAACUUCAGUUUUUACAAUAAUUUUUCAAACGAAAGUAUUAUGUCUUAUUCCAGCAACGACAAAAUGUCGAGUGAUCGACAGAGACUUCGACCAUGGCUCGAGGCGAGAGUGGACAGCGGAGACGUUCCUGGACUGUGCUGGCUCGACAAGGAAAGGACUAAAUUCCGAGUCACAUGGAAGCACGCCGGAAAACCUGACUUCGACUUGGAUAAAGAUGCGGUUCUGUUCCGUAUGUGGGCAGAACACACUGGAAAAUACAAGCGUGGUGAACAACCUGAUCCGUCGACCUGGAAGACUAGAUUCAGAUGUGCGCUUCAUAAAAUGCCAGACAUUGAAGAGAUCCGUGUGCCUCACAGUCUUGAUGAAAAAGAACCCUACAGAGUAUUUCGAUUGAAACCGAAAGUUCCCUGCUCACCCAAAUCAAAACUAAGAACAUCAUCUUCUCUGUCAGUCAACACGCCGUCUCCCUCGCCUCCUAAUGAUUAUGACACUGGAUUCUUAUACCCUGGUACAUUCCAAGCUCACAAUGGAUACUACGGCACCAUGUCCUACAACCCAACAGAUAUCUGCGCAUUCCCCUCUCCCAUCAGCAGCCACGCAUCAAGCCCACCACAUUCCGCUGACCUGAAUGGUAGUACCUCUGGAGGCAUGUAUGGUAGUGCUGAGGAUGACAUUGACAACAUCACACCUACCUUACCCCCCAUAGGACUUUUUGGAUCCAAUGGRCACUUGGAAAGUAGUAUGGAUACCCUAAGCAUGAAGCCCCAGCAAGUACCAUAUGGAAUAAGCGAUGACUACUUCAUGAAGGCAAACUUUACUAACAGUUUCAAUAACAACAGUGUCCAUACAUUUUGUUACCCGAUGUCCAGUGGUGAAAGCCAGUGUGAGCCAACUUUUACCGAAUUACAAAACGUGAGAAGCGAUUCGAUGAUUGGCUACGGAGGGGGAGGUAGUGGGACUGGAAUGUACGAGGCGACGCCUUUUAGUGGAAUGACGAACAACAUGGGGAAUAGUGGUCAAAGCUCCCUCUUUACAGCACAAAAUGGUAGUAAUAGCCAACUGCCUGGUCUGCUAAAGAUGCUUCAUGCAGGAUUUCCAAUGGAAAUGGUGCACGAAAUGAACCAAAUGCCACAACUUAGUAAUGGUUUCUCUGGAAGCAACAUGGUUGAUAUUUCCACCACUAGUACUUACUCAACAACGAAAAUGAAUGAGAUGCAGCCAGUUUCAAGUUACUCGUCUGCAAACGGAGUGACACUUUAUGAAUUGGAAAAGUUGGCAAUUUCUACUAAACAUUUCAAAGAUAAGACAGAAUGCCUCAUGUCCGUUCGUGUGUUUUACGAAGAAACCGAAAUGGUUGCCUUUGACUUGAAGAAAGAUGAAAGUAUCCUACGACUGUUCUAUGGAAAACAGGUCAAACAGGAAAGCAAUACCGGUUUAGGUUACUACAGCCAGUGCAAUGCCAAACAAGUGCAGCUGCCAGACUUGUCGUGUUCUGCUGAUGUCAAACGUGAGCUGGCAGACUUUAACAGAGGUCUUGUGGUCGAGAUGAGCAGUGAUGGGAAUAUUUGGGCAACAAGGUUGUGCUUAUCAAAGGUCUUUUAUGCCUGCCAAUCAAAACCAGCCACCAAACUUUUACAGGAAGUCAAGACCAAAGUGUUUGACUUCACCGACGAGUUUCAGCGCAAAAUCCGUGAGGGUAAAACUGAAAACUGUGUCACUUCACCCUAUGACGUCACAUUCAUUCUUGGCCAACAACCCAGCAAUGCGUCUGUCUCUAUCGUCAUUACUCAUGUGCAAGCUAAGAGAUGCAUUCUGGGAAAGAAAAUAUGUCAUGGACAGAGCGUUUCUGAGCCAAUCAUCAGUGAUCGAUAAUAGUUUGGCCAAAUCACUUAAGCAGUUAAUGACUAGGUUUUUAUACUUGACAGUGGUGCAAUAUGGUCAAAGAAAAAAACACUGUAGAGGGUGGGGUGGGAAAGGGUGCUGUCGGGGGUGUGUCUUAGUGUAACACGGGUGUCGGGGGCCCCUCCAUCCUACCUCUCUUAGAUCCGCAUGGAAUAAAGACCCUGUACGUGCUCCGUUUCGGACAAAGGAAGGGAGGGGAGGGAACGAAAGUAGUAAAUUUAUCCACCCACAAUAAGGACAUUCCGGCUAUCCAUCCAAAUAAGUAAACAAUAUUUGUAGUUAUUUUUGUAGAUAUAAAAACAAUUAUUUUAACAAUUCCAUAAGGAAUUUUGAAGCACUGAUUUUUUUUAAAAAUAUUUCCUAAUUUUUUUCUAAAAUCCAAGUCAUUCAAUAUAGUGACUUUUAUUGCUUAUUGAAAAUAAGAGUUUAGCUUUUGUAGCAAAAGAAUUAUGUAUAGUUUUAGGUUCGUAGAAGACUAUGUUUAAUAUUCUACGUUGCAUUGGUUUCCAUGGUGAUAAAGGUAAGGGCCUUCAAGGGAAACGUUAAAGAACUGUGGCUGCUAAUCACAGUUUCAUACUCGGAUGGAAUUUCUGCUCGAUCAAAUUCGGACUUUCAUUUGCACCUAAGAUCAUCUUUAACAUUCGUGAACCAAAAUUAAAUCAAAUUCAGAGAAGAAUACAGUACGACUUGCCACUGUACUUACUGUACGUGCUAAAUACGUUCUACAAUGUACAACCGCUGACCAGUUAUCACAGGGAACCCAACCUUGACACAGGGAAUCCGCCAGUGACAACAAAACCAGUCAUCAAUGUGCAUCAUGUAUUCAUUAACUUUUCUUGACUUCUUUUAUCCUCUCUCUUUACUUAAUAUUUCUCCCUCUUUCUUUCUUUGUAUUUUUCAUUCUUUCGAUGUUCUCUCUGUGUUUCAGGAAUUAAAUUAUUCUUUGUUAUUUUGA